This is a messenger RNA of Zingiber officinale, 728 nucleotides long. RefSeq lists its product as uncharacterized. Bases 88 to 522 code for a protein of 144 amino acids. The record is from RefSeq and is a predicted model, not a curated record. The transcript is spliced from 2 exons. NCBI's taxonomy places the organism in Eukaryota, Viridiplantae, Streptophyta, Magnoliopsida, Zingiberales, Zingiberaceae.
AUAGAUCGCGUUGGUGUUUGGCACAUUGAUCGGGACGAGAGAAUCUCAGAGGAUUGGGUAGUAGUCUAGGGUUAGGUCUUGGCAGUCAUGGCGACGCAGCAGCAAGGAGGAGCGAGCAGCGCAAAGAGGAAGCCGGUGUUCACGAAGGUGGAUCAGCUGAAGCCCGGGACGAGUGGCCAUACCCUCACCGUCAAGGUGCUGAAAUCCGAUACCACAGUCUACAAGGGCCGCGCCGCCGUCGCUGCAGGUCAACUACGUCCCACCAGGAUCGCUGAGUGCCUCAUCGGAGACGAGACCGGUACCAUCGUCUUCACGGCUCGCAACGAGCAAGUUGAUACGAUGAAGCCAGGCACCACAGUCAUUCUCCGCAACGCAAAGAUCGACAUGUUUAAAGGCUCAAUGAGGCUAGCUGUCGACAAAUGGGGGCGCAUUGAGGCGACUGAGCUUGCUGAUUUCACAGUGAAAGAGGACAACAAUCUGUCUCUGAUCGAGUAUGAGUUAGUAAACGUGGCCACAGAGUGACAACUUUACCUCAGAGAUCAAUCCCAGUUGGUGCAGAAAAUGAUCCUGGUGUUGAAGUUCCAAGCAGAUGAACUUGAGGGCGUUCACCACCUGGUAGGAAUCCAAAUGAAUUUAGCCCACUGCCUCUUUUAAAUUUUAGUUGAUGUUUUAUGACGCACCGAUAGAUUCUGAAAUAAACAAAAUUUUGUACUAGAUCUUCCCAUCAA